Leptosomus discolor (cuckoo roller) is the source of this 2064-nucleotide messenger RNA. Lineage: Eukaryota; Metazoa; Chordata; Aves; Leptosomiformes; Leptosomidae. The record is from RefSeq and is a predicted model, not a curated record.
AUGCCUUUUCUACCAUGCUUAAAAAAAAAGAAGUCACCUGUGCCUUUACCCAGGAGUAUCUUUCAAAAACACACCGCACCCAUCCAGCAGAACUACCAGGCCUUGCUGGAGACGUGCUUGAAGAACAAAUGUCUGUUCACAGAUGACAGCUUCCCUGCUCACAUCAGCUCUAUUGGAACAGGAGCACUGCUGAAGAAACUACCCCAGAAUUUACAGUGGAAGAGGCCACAUGCUUUGCACAGAAGUCCAGUAUUUUAUACUGCAAACAGAAAGCAGCUUGAUCUCUGCCAAGGACUGGUAGAGAACUGCUGGUUCCUGGCGGCCCUGGAAGCCCUGACGUUCCACCAGGAUAUUUUGUCUGCGGUCGUGCCACAAAACCAGAGCUUUGAGAGGAAAUAUGCUGGCAUUUUCCACUUCCGGUUCUGGCACUUCGGUGAAUGGGUUGACGUGGUGGUUGAUGAUCGCUUGCCGGUGAAUGAGGCGGGGCAGCUGGUCUUUGUUUCCUCAGUCUAUAAGAAUGUAUUCUGGGGAGCCCUUCUGGAGAAGGCAUAUGCUAAACUCUACGGCUCCUAUGAAGAUCUGCAGAUUGGGCAAGUUUCAGAAGCCUUGGUGGAUUUUACAGGUGGUGUUAAUAUAAGGAUCGAUCUUGCAGCAGCUCCUCCUGAUCUGUGGGAUAUCCUGACAAGAGCAACCUACAGUAGAUCUCUAAUGGGCUGUCAGACACAUUUAGGGGCAACAAAGGUCCUGAAGAAUGGGCUCGUUGCUGGCCAUGCUUACACAGUAACUGGUAUUAGAAAGGUGACCAGUCAAUAUGGACCAGAAAACCUGGUGAGACUGAGAAAUCCAUGGGGAAAAAUUGAAUGGAAAGGAGACUGGAGUGACAGCUCUUACAAAUGGGAGCUGCUAAGCCCGAAGGAGAAGAUUUUGCUGAGGAAAAAGAAGGAGGAUGGAGAAUUCUGGAUGUCUCUGCGAGAUUUUAAGAUUCAUUUUGUAGAUCUGAUGAUCUGUAAAUUAACUCCAGACCUGAUGAGCCAGGAAGAUGGGAAGAAGUGGAUGUACUCCCUGAAGAGUGGGAGAUGGGUUAAAGGAAGUACAUCAGGAGGAAGUCUGGGAUUCUGUAAUGGUGCCUUUUGGAUGAACCCUCAGUACUGGCUGAAUGUUUUACCAGUUGAAGACAGUAAGAAAAGCCUGGGUUCCUGCAAUGUGGUUAUAUCCCUGAUGCAGAAACACAGCAGCAAACACCGGAACCGAACUCCUCACCUCUUCAUUGGAUUUUCACUCUACAAGUACCAGAAAAGCAACAGAAAGCUGCCCCCAGCUUUCUUCACCCGACAUCAGCCUGUGAACAAGCACCAGCUUUUCCUUGAUGAGCGGGAAGUGACUCAUGACUUCCACCUGGAGCCUGGUGUCUAUGUGAUUGUCCCAUCCACCCUGGAGCCUCAGCAGGAGUCAGAAUUCAUCUUGCGGGUCUUUUCCAGGAAGCAUGUUCUUCGGGAAAUGGGCGGGAACACCAGUUUCACCCUCUCUAAGGAAAUUGUUGAUAGGUAUGAAGGCAAGAUUUGGGAGGAUUUCUUCACAAAGCAUUUUGAACAGAAUCCUGAAAUAAAUGCUGUUCAGCUCCAGAGGAUCCUGAAUAAUAUAUCUUGGAGAAAUUUCCAGAGUUUUCGCCUGAGUUUCAGUCUGGAUGCCUGCCAGGGUAUCUUGGCGCUCCUGGAUCUGAACGCCUCUGGCACACUGAGUAUCCAGGAAUUCAGAGUCCUGUGGAAAAGGCUGCUUUUCUAUUUGGAAGUUUUCCAGAAGAGAGACAUUAGCAGAUCAGGAAAGCUUGACCUUGUGGAGCUGCAUACAGCUGUACAGGAGACAGGCAUUUCGCUCAGCAAUGAAGUCUGUAAUUUGAUGGCAAUCAGAUACGGUGACCCUGACUUAAAGAUCAGCUUCGAGAGCUUUGUGUGCUUCAUGCUUCGAGUGGAGAUCAUGGGAGAGGCCUUCCGCAACUUAACACAAGAUGGCAAAGGGAUAUAUCUCCGGGAAUCUGAGUGGAUGAUGAUGACACUGUACUCCUGA